Messenger RNA from Cuscuta epithymum, 1969 nucleotides. NCBI's taxonomy places the organism in Eukaryota, Viridiplantae, Streptophyta, Magnoliopsida, Solanales, Convolvulaceae. The record is from the annotation of a GenBank genome assembly.
CAUCGUUUCUUAGUUUUAGGUGGGAGCCGUCUCACUUAUACGGAUAACGUAUUUACGUGCUCAAUAAAGAGCACGUCGCGUGCAUUUUAAAAUUUUCACUAAUCUAUUACACUUUUAUUGUUUUUAUUAUAUUUUGAACAAAUAUACACAAUUUUUAGUCAAUACACAACAUUUUUAGCCUUCAUCACGACGCCCCCUUCCCAAAAUCUCUGGCUCCGGCGACUACCAGCUGCGGUAAACUGGGUUGUGACCUGCGACCUGCGACCUGCGACCGCAGGCUAGAGGGGUGCAAGGAUCUGUUCUAACCGAGUACGCGGAUUGGCGAAAAAUCGGAUCUGGCAUAGCGACGGCUGCUUCACGCGACUGAACGACGCCUAAUCGACGCCAGGGAUUCCUAGGACACUUCAGGUGAGUCGACCCAGCCUGGCGCGUUUUCUCCGUCUCCGGCGCCUAGGCUAAGCCGUGAUGAUUAUGCACGUGACGUGAAAGAACAGGUCCUUAAAGCGAAUCCUGCAAUUGCUUUUAGCCUUUUAGCCGUUUUAGGUAUAUUUCACCAUUUAAAGAAGCCAAUCGACUUUAUAAGGAAGCAGAAGAUGCUAGUGAAAUUGAGGUCUUCCCUCUUUAGUACUCCUCAAUACACCUCACUUCUGCACUCCAGAGUUCAUUCCCUGGCUCCUCCAUUUUCAGUCUCUUUCCCAAUCCCUUCAUCUUUCCGUCAUGCCACUUUCAAGACCUCUAAAGCUUCACCACAGACUGAAACCGCUAGCAUUCCGCAAAAUGACUUAUUUGUGCCACCUGGAGUUAACCCAGAAGUUAUUACUGACAAAAUGAUCCUACCCGGCUCUAAUAUUGUCAUUGGACCAUAUGCUGGAGACUCCAAGAUUAACAGUGUGGAGUUUGUGAAGAGUAGCAAUAAGGUGAAGGACUGCCCUAAGGACGAUCGACCUGAAUUUGCCAUGCUGGGUCGGUCAAAUGUGGGGAAAUCCUCCCUCAUUAAUGCUCUGGUUCGAAAGAAAGAGGUUGCUCUUACAUCGAAGAAGCCCGGGAAAACUCAGCUAAUUAAUCACUUUUUAGUGAACAAAAGUUGGUAUAUAGUGGAUUUGCCUGGAUAUGGUUUUGCCAAUGCCUCUGCAUCUGCUAAAAUGGAUUGGUCCUCUUUCACAAAAGGAUACUUCUUAAACCGAGAAACUUUGGUUUCGGUUCUGCUUUUAAUUGAUGCAAGUGUACCAACUCAGAAGAUUGACCUUGACUGUGCUAAUUGGCUUGGCCGAAAUAAAAUACCAAUGACCUUCGUCUUCACGAAGUGUGACAAGAUGAAGGGGGGGAAAGUAAAACCGCCAGAUGAAAACAUAAGAGAAUUUCAAGAGUUUCUCAGACAAAAUUAUAAACACAUUCCUCCAUGGAUAGCAACGAGCAGUGUCUCGGGAUUGGGAAAGGAUGAACUUCUUUUGCAUAUGUCUCAGUUGAGGAACUUUUGGGACAGUGAUUUGCCAGACUAAAGAGCCUGUUUGGUUUGGAUCACAUGAAGUAGCAUUGUUCAAGCAUUUGCAGCUGUUGGUGAUGAUAACAUUGUUAGAAUCUAUGUCGAGGCAAACACUACUCCCAUCCUCCAGUUUGGAAGACACGUGCAUUUGGGAAUCUGAGAUGAGUUGCCAUCUUGAGCUAUUACCCGAACAUGUAGUACCAAGUUUUGCUGGUUUUCCAAGACCUUCUGCCUCUAAGCAACUGUUAGUUUCUUCAUCUGUUAAUGUAUUAGCUGGAGAUGUAGAGUAAUUCCAUGCUAUUGACUCAGAGCAUGGACCUAACUCAAGUGGUUGGAGGAGUGAAACUCUUCUAAUACAUAGCCCAGUCAUUGGAUGGAAAAUUAGUUUAUGUGGACAACACUCUUCAUAACCUGGUCCUGCCUUGAAAUGGAGACUGAAGGGCGGAAAUGGUCUGAAGGAAGGUGGUGUUCCUUGGCUGACUCCAA